This is a messenger RNA of Paramuricea clavata, 5926 nucleotides long. The record is from the annotation of a GenBank genome assembly. Lineage: Eukaryota; Metazoa; Cnidaria; Anthozoa; Malacalcyonacea; Plexauridae.
CAAACAUACUCUCAAAUUCUUGCAAAUAUCGAAGAUGACUUUGUAGAAAAUAUAAAAACAACCGUUCGUCGAUUUUUGUUUAAAAAAUCGUCGUUUGUAUUAAGCAGGAGAACGCUUUACUAAUCAUUUCAGAAGUCAAAAAUGGUUAUUCCAACCUCAGAAAGUGAAACAAGGCCGACCCAUUUUAACGGGAACAAAUUUUACAUGACCGUAAAUAUUACGACCAUGAAAGCAAGUAGCGAAGAUGGCGAUGUGUUUUACGAAACACCAGCUGCUCAGGGUAUUUCUGGCCUCUUUGUGGGUUUGGCUAUCUUGAUCACAGUACACCAGGCAAGUAGUUUUCGAAAUUUAACAAACUUGUGUUACAUUUUAAUAUGUUCUCAUUGAAGUCGUGUUUAUAUAAAAUAACAACGAUCAAAUUUGUUUACAUUUUGAAUUUUGUAACAUUUUAAAUAUUGAAGCCUUCUCUCAAGGAACUACAAAGCAGAAAAGUGUUUAGAUUUUGUCGUAGAUAUUGUACAAUCUGUACAGUUCAAAUGUUUUAGCCUAUUUUGUUGUUUAUCACGCGAGAGCAAUAAAACGUGAUGACAGAUCGAACGGAAGUGCUAAAGUGUGGAAAUUGUGAAUUUUUCUGCUGGAAUUUUAGUUUAUAUUGUCGUGCUGCGUUUACGGUUAUUAAUUUCUAUUGAAAUAUUAUGUGUAAUGAUGUGAAGUUUGAAACUAGGCUGUAAUCUGUAGGUUUUUAAUGCAGUUUUUCUAGUGUAGACAUAUGUGGCUAUAGAAUAGCUCUAUUAUAGCUGUGUCAUCACUGUCAUGAUUAAAGUAACACCAUCUAUUGGCACUGAGCCAUCCCAUUUUAAAUCCAUUCUAGAAGAGAUCUCUAUUCUCCCAAUCUUUGAAUGCCUGCCAGAGAUAUUGGUUAACCAGAGAAGAUAGGAAAAGGGGAGGGUGAAUGCCCCACAAGGAUAAUAUAAUUGUGAGGAAUUAUUUAAUGUCGUCGCUGGCUCAAUUAGUUUGGCUCCCUGGCUCGAUUAGCAUUUUAGUUAUUCCAGGGAGCAAUUGCAAAUGCUCCCUCUAAAAUUGUAAAUAUAAAAAAUGGCAAAUUGUAAAUAUUGUGCUGUUGGCCCGAGGCUCAUGAUACGUACUCCAGUUUCAUGAAUGGCAAAAUCAUGCCACUUUUGGAACCAUCUUAAAUUUCCCUGGAUCUGUAUGAACAGGGGAUUAGGAAAAUAAUAAACAAUGUGCAUUUAUGAUUUUAAAAUAUUUUGUUUCGUUUAGAUUUAUCUUCAUUUAAAAUUUUACACAAAUCCGAACCAACAACGAUGGAUUGUUCGGAUCUUGUUCAUCGUUCCAAUAUAUGCAUUUCAUUCCUGGCUUAGUCUUCUGUUUUUUCAACAUUCAUAUUCCAUUUACUUUGACACUGUGAGAGAUUGCUAUGAAGGUGAGAAGCUUGUGAACCCUUCUGCUUGCAAAAAAAAAUUCUUCCUGGGAGCAUAACCUGGAGACAAAAAUUUCCUGCAGACCAAUGGAGUAUUUUUGUGCUAAAUCUGCAUGUGCUUAAACAUAUAUAGUGUUCUAGCUGACCAUGGUUUUAAAUUCAAGGAAUAAUGUCUGUCAACCAUAUUUUCAAGAGCAAAUCUUCAAUCAAACGAAUUUGUGGCACAUGCAGUGCUGUUUAACAUUUCCUGUGAGCAGUGCUCACAUAUUUAUUCCACCCCUAAUUGCAACACUGUUUGAUUUCAAAUCUCUUUUCUCUUUUCCAGCUUUUGUGAUAUAUAAUUUUAUUAGUUUAUGUUAUGAAUAUCUUGGUGGUGAGAUUGCCAUUAUGAAUGAGCUUCGUGGUCGACCAGUCAAGUGAGUGAACAUUAUCAACUGAAUAUAAAAUUGUCACCUGCAAAAGGUCGGAGGUCAUGGGCGAGGGUAGUAAUCUCAAAUGGGAUAGUUUAUAUUAGGAUCGUAUCUAAAUACCAAAAUCAGUCCAAAUAUGAAUGAGUGACUAGAUGACAUGGAGAACAGUGGGAUUUUUAAAAGAAUGAAACAACAAUGGAUUAUGACUGGAUGGCACUACUCAUUACAGAUAAAUCUUGUGCAAAGGGCCAUUUAUUAGCAGUAUAUGGACUUUAUUCCUUCAAUUUUUAAUGUUCUCUAGGGCAAGCUGGUUGAGUUGCACAUGUUGUCUGAAUGGAAUGCAAUACACUGUUGGUUUCCUAAAGUUUUGUAAACAGGUACAAUGAAUCCUCAAUAUGGUUCUAUAUAUAGUGUACUCAAAUUUUCUUACUAACCUGUACAUUUAAUUAAUGUAGACUUUCCCAUUGCAUUUCAAAUCUCAACAGACUCACCCAUUAUAUGUGUAUCAUUACCUUUUUCUUUGCUUUAUAGGCAACGCUUCAAUUCUGUGUUGUGAAACCAAUCAUGGUGAUUGUUAUUCUGAUUUUGUUUCCUCUUGGUUAUUAUGAUCCAGGAGAAUGGAGGUACUAAAUAAAGCUACUUUUACCAAAUCCAGUAAGGUUUCCUUCUGUAGUAACACUGAACCAAUAAAAGAUGAUCCUUACUGGACCUCUGGAGAGAACAUUGUAGACCUGACAGAGCCAUAUCCAAUGCAAAUAAAGUUAGUUUUUAAACUUGACAAUAUUUUCUAUUUCAGAGGAGACCGAGGCUAUCUUUAUGUGACUGUGAUCUAUAACAUCUCCUACACUCUGGCAUUAUAUGGAUUAUUUUUGUUCUAUUCUGCCACAAAAGAACUCCUUGCACCACAUUAUCCACUACUGAAAUUCUUUACCAUCAAGUCUGUUGUGUUUCUCUCCUUUUGGCAAGGUGGGUUGGCAUUUCAGACGAUGUUUUCAGACUAGGACAAACUCAGUUCACAUAUCUCUGGUACACGAGUAUACAAAUAAUCGCACCCUGAUUUAGUCACAACUUUUUAUCAUGUAGGUUUCACAUUGGCAAUCUUUGAAAGCGUUGGUAUAAUUCGCACAUACAACAAUAUUUCAUCAGGAAAGAUUGCGAGCGCCUGUCAAGAUUUCUUGAUAUGUAUCGAGAUGUUCUUCGCUGCAAUUGCGCUACGGUUUGCCUUCCCACAUUCGCGAUACCUGAACCAACGAAAGUUAAAUGAAAAAGGACAAGCUGUUGCACUGAAGAGCAUAUCAAGUAACUUUAGACAGACAUUGAACCCAAAAGACAUUGUGACGGAUGCGAUUCAUAAUUUUUCUCGGUCGUAUCAACAAUACGCAGGUGGGAUGCCGGUUCAGACAGAUGAAGAAAGUGCAACAAGUCCGCAGCCUAAAGUUGUGUAUACUAAGAAUGGGUAUUCUGAAGAGACUAUGUUACUGGACUCUGAUUCAGAGUUUUAGUCUGCAGGAAAGUUGGAUUUAGUGGAUGCUGAGGAAUAGGUUAACUCAUUGCAAUACAGCCCCAUUCAAACGAGUCCAACAUCAAUGUAAACAAUGUAGGAUGGAAAUUUUAAACAUAGUUAAACCUGAUCCAUUAUCAACCAACAUAGUGUUCAGACAACACCAACAAUGUUGCAUCCACAAAUGUUGGUCUCGUUUGAACGAGCCGUAAGUCAAAAGCUCUGUUUUCCAAUUUCACAGAGCAACAAUUAGAUGUAGCUGUGUUUAUGGUAAAAACAGAUUUGCCCUUGUCUAUCAUCUUAAUAUAAUUGUGGAUAAUAGCUGUCAAUAGUGAGCAGGGCUUAGGAUAAGAAAUUACGAAAAACAUGUUGUAUAUAUACUAGGGCCAUCAUUACAGACCAGAGACUAACCUAAGACAUGCGAGUCUGAAACUUGAAAAUCGUUGGAGGUGGAAGCAAAAGGAUGAAAAACAAAUAACAGUUUCAUCUAUGCUUGUGAUGUUGUCUGUGAGGGUAUCCACACCUGGCAAGCUGAAAGGUUUGCUUGACUAUGGUGGGAAUUGAACCAAUCCUCUACAUAUAUCUUCACCUGAGUACAUAACACCAGAAACACACAUGAAAAAGUUUUAUCCAGUUGAUUUGUAUUGAAAAUAAUAUUUUAAGUUUGAAAACCCAAAAUAAUAACAGAUUUAUGGAUAGAAUGGAAUAAGGAAUAGUUAUUAGUAACUUAGUAUGAACAAAAUGAUUAAUUCAAUAAUACAACAAAUGAUGAAGGAUAUAUGAUGAAUAACAUCAAGUCAACUGUUCCAUUUUCAGCCCAUAAAUCUGUUAUUACAGCUGUAACAUUAGAAUAACAUAGGAUGCAAAGAAUCUAGUAUGGCAAGAAAAUAAUAUUUUGUAUUUAAUUGAUAUUACUGUGUAACUCCUUAGGCUAUGACUACUAUACAUUGAUUGAUUGACUGAUUGUAAUGAAUGAUUAUGUUUCAUAUUUUCUUGAUCUCAUUAUUUACAGUUCCCCAGAGGCAACCCUUAUACCACUCCCAAUUUCCACUGUGGGAGAGGUAUGUAUGUGUUGAUGAUUUGUUAUAUAGUCUUAUAUUUGUUAUAUCGACUCUAAAUCUAAUUCAUUCUGAUCAAUUACCAAAAUAAUUCCAAAUUAUAAACUUCCCUAUCUACAGAUUACAACAGGGCUUGAAAUUUUCAGCACAAUACAAUGGCAUGUUAGUGACUUCAAAUUUGGUAUCCACCCAGGAAAUCUAAUCUAGUAUCCCUGAUUUGGAUAGUAGAUAUUGCAGACAGCAGUUACAAGCAAAAGCAAAAAUAAAGUACUGUAUUACUAAGCUGCCGUGUCAUUGUCCAGUACUGAAAUUUAAAAGCUGCUACUUUAUGUGUAUCAUGAUACUGAAAAUUUCAAGCCCCUCUAUCACAGCACAAUUAUCACAAAAAUGAUCAGUCUCAAAUUUCAAAAACAGCUUUCGAGAUCUUUCCACUUUUCAAGGUUGACAGUGCUUGGGCAUAAUCUUCGAGUUUAAACAUUUCAACCCCCAACUUCUUGUAGCCCAAAUAAUCCUUGGCCAUGUCUUGGACUAGUUGUAUGGCUCUUGGGAAGGUGAACGGGUUAAUAAGCGAUCCAACCAUCUUUAGUUCUUUAAAAACUAUAUCAAAUGGAUUGAUUUUAAUUUCGGAAGUUUUAGAACAACAGCCAAAGACACAAAAGGUGGCUCCAUGGCGAAGCCAGUUAAAUGCUUGUUGGAUAGCUUCUGGUGAACCAGUGCAAUCUAUGAUUGUGUCGAAACCCCAAGUGACAUCGUUAUUGGUGAUUCCUCGUUUGUAUAGAAUCUCAAGGCUUUCCGGGUGAACGAUAUUGUAACCCAACUUCAUCCCAGAGGCCAGAGCUCGGCGCUGUUCCGAUAUCUCGGUUAGGAUAACCCUACGAUAACCUUUGAAAUGGGCUAUGCUUGCAAAAAGCAACCCAAUGAUCCCGGUACCACAAAUCAGGAUAUCUGCAUCUGUUGGUAACGAGCCCAGCUGAUCCCAGCCAUGGAGGAUACACGAGAUAGGUUCGACAAAUACAGCCGCUUCCAGAGUGAUCUGUGUUGGAAUCGGAUGAACUUGCGAGGCAGGGACUCGGCAGAAGUGCGCCCAACCGCCAUUACGCCAAAGACCAAUGGUGGAAUUGAGUCCACCAACUGGACAAAAAUGAGGCUGGGCUUUAAAACAGUAGUGACAUUUUCCACAACUGGAAUUUGGGUUUACAACCACUCUGCAAAAUAUACAGCAGUAUGUUGUCUUUAUUCUCCAGUCAUUUAAAAUCUUCCCAACUAAGACAUAUUUCUUAUUAGCAGUCUUACAGGCAUGACAAUAGCUGUCCAUUGACAGCUAAUGAGGUGUAAUUGGUUGCAAUCAGGUUUCAUUAAAAUUUAACUGAGAUUAGUUCUGAUCAUACCCCAUAAUUAGAGAUAUAAUUAGCUCUAAUUGAACUUCUAAAGUAAUAAUUAUUGAAUUAAUCCGAGUUUAAACUUAAAGUGAUUAGCUAUAAACGAUCUUUACAAGACUUUUGCAAAACCGUAUUAUUCA